AGGGAGGGACGGGACGGGCGCGCCUUGGUCGCGCUGCGCUCCCGCACGGGGGUCAGCCGCUCGGCCGCCGCCCCGGGCACUUCCUGGGCGGCUCGGACUGCUCGCUCUGGGAAGCGAGGGGGCGGCCUGUAGUCCCUCGGCCUCCACACCCCCAGGUGGGUCCCUACGCCCCGAGGCCUCCCGGAGGGACUCAGAGCGCGAGCUGGUGGUUGCCCCAAAAAUAGCGUUGCUUCCACUUGCUGAUUUCUGAGGCAAACAAGCAGAAGGAUGAGUGAGCUGGAGCAGUUGAGGCAGGAAGCCGAACAGCUACGGAAUCAGAUCCAGGAUGCUAGGAAGGCAUGUAAUGAUGCAACGCUUAUUCAGAUCACAUCAAAUAUGGAUUCUGUGGGCCGAAUACAAAUGCGAACAAGACGUACGUUGAGGGGUCACCUAGCUAAGAUCUACGCUAUGCACUGGGGAUAUGAUUCAAGGCUACUAGUCAGUGCUUCCCAAGAUGGAAAAUUAAUUAUUUGGGAUAGCUAUACAACAAAUAAGAUGCAUGCUAUUCCUUUGAGAUCUUCCUGGGUGAUGACCUGUGCCUAUGCUCCGUCUGGUAAUUACGUCGCGUGUGGAGGGCUGGACAACAUCUGCUCUAUAUAUAACUUAAAAACCAGAGAGGGCAACGUGAGAGUGAGCCGGGAGUUACCGGGUCACACAGGCUACUUGUCCUGCUGCCGAUUUUUAGAUGACAGCCAGAUCGUUACAAGUUCAGGAGACACAACUUGUGCUUUAUGGGACAUCGAAACUGCCCAGCAGACCACCACUUUCACUGGGCAUUCUGGAGAUGUGAUGAGUCUUUCCCUGAGUCCUGACAUGAGGACUUUUGUUUCUGGUGCUUGUGAUGCUUCUUCAAAAUUGUGGGAUAUUCGAGAUGGAAUGUGCAGACAGUCUUUUACUGGACAUGUGUCAGAUAUCAAUGCUGUCAGUUUUUUCCCAAACGGAUAUGCCUUUGCCACUGGCUCUGAUGAUGCCACGUGCCGGCUCUUUGACCUCCGUGCAGACCAGGAGCUAUUGCUGUAUUCUCACGACAAUAUCAUCUGUGGGAUCACUUCCGUAGCCUUCUCAAAAAGCGGGCGCCUCCUGUUAGCUGGUUACGAUGACUUCAACUGUAACGUGUGGGACACGCUAAAAGGAGAUCGUGCAGGUGUUCUUGCUGGUCAUGAUAACCGUGUCAGCUGUUUAGGUGUAACAGAUGAUGGCAUGGCUGUGGCAACAGGCUCUUGGGACAGUUUUCUUAGAAUCUGGAAUUAAUAGUGCAUACAUGUUUGCUGUUCUCCGUUGCUAUCUGGAGAAAUCAGUGCUACAGCCUAUCGCUGUGAGAAGAAAAUUCUACCUUAUAUUUGCAGGUGAAGAUUUUUCUAUUGAGAUUGUUAUAUACAAAAAGAUUUCAGUAAACUACAAAACAAAACAAGGGGGGAGAGGCAAGGGUGCUUGCUGAGAUUGAAAGGACAAGUGCAUUAAUUUGAGGAAUUAAGCUAAUUGAACCUUGAUGAAUUUUUGUUGUACUCGAAAUUCUUUAUUUUGUGUAGGACAGAAUGUUCACAUUAGAGCGGUUUAUUAUGUUUGAUUGUGUUUUUUAAGACUUAAAUUUUUAACUUUCUAUACAUAAGAAACAUCACAUUUUUGAGUUUUGUAAUGGAGGAAGUAGGCAUUGUAAGAGAUGGAAGUGAUCCCAUAUGUAUGUGUACUUACGUUUAAAAAAGUCUCCUUGAUUUCUGACCUUUUAGCUCCUUGUUGCUUAAUGUUUAAGAAUGCUAGCAGGCCUAGAUAUCUCUGAGGGCAGUCCCUGUUGAAUAUCGUUAGUUUCUGGUGUAUCCUUCUGCCAUCCUGUGAAUUUAAGUAAGUGCUCACUUUCAGUCCCUGGCCUUCCUUGAAGGCCAGGGAAUCAAGGAAGGUAUCAUUCUGAAAUUUUAGACAUACAUAAGACAUUCUUACAUAGUUAGCAGUGAUUGCAUAAAAAACAAAUUCUAAACAUUUAAAAAAUCUGGUUAUGAUCUAAUGACGCUUUGAGUAGCUCUCUAAAGAGCAGGGCUUUCCUAGUGAUUUCAUAUUCUGAAACAGAGUUUGUAGGUUACCCUCAUUAUUUCAGAUUAACAUUUGGGUUGUCCUUGCAUCUGAAGAAUUUUGUCCAGUAUUCUCCAUUGAUAGACAUGUAGAUGGGAAAUACAAUGUGAUGGCAUUACGUUGUUGAAAGAAGUGUUAAAAUCUAACCUUCACUAGACUUGAUCAGUUACAGUUGUGUAGCAAGGUGGCUUUAUGAGUUUGUGUUCAGUUUAUAUCAAUUCAGAUUUCCUAUUAUCGUGACUUAAAUUUGGAAAAGGAAACAUUCAGACUUUUCGCUCUUCUGUGAUUUUUCUCUUGGCACAAAAAAAUGGUUUCUAAGUGAUUUCGCCAAAAGGAAUACUUAGAUCCAUGUGACUCCACUUUAAAGCCAAAAGAAAAAUUCCAGGAGUCCUUAAAGGAGUCAGAGGAACAUUGCUUAGUAUUUUCCUAAGCAAUUCCUACUUGUCAUUGAUAUAAUGUGUCUAUUACUAGAAUGCCCCCCUCAAUUUAAACAAAGAUACUUUCCCCCUAUAACUAAAGCUAAAUGAUUGAUAAUACAAGAUUAUUAGCCUUGAUUGAUGAAGUCAUGGAUUAUUCUUAAUACAGAAGUGCAUUACUUUUGUAAUUUAGUAAACCAUGUCUGUUUCAACUUAGGUUUCAACUUUUGAUCACAUGUAACCCUAAUCUAAAUGCUUCCCCAAUUUUACUUGUGAAUUUUCAUUUUUAUAUUGUGAAUAUGCUAGUAAGUGCAUCAACCAUAAUGAAGUCUGUUAUCAGUUUUAAGAUCAGCUGAUGAUGGUAAAAAGAAAAUGGAUAAAGGAAGAGUAAGAUAUAGGACCCAAAACAGACUAUUUUAGAUGGCAGGCAUGAAUGUAUAUUUAUAAACACGUAAGAUUUCUAUGAACUUUUUUUGGAAUUAAUGUUUGUGGACUGUCAUUUCAUAAAGAAUAGCUCUUUAAGGU
Molecule: messenger RNA, 3044 nt
Organism: Mustela lutreola (European mink)
Lineage: Eukaryota; Metazoa; Chordata; Mammalia; Carnivora; Mustelidae
Gene: GNB4
Product: G protein subunit beta 4
Exons: 10
Coding region: 268-1290 (340 amino acids)
Biological process (GO): G protein-coupled receptor signaling pathway
Cellular component (GO): cytoplasm; heterotrimeric G-protein complex
Molecular function (GO): signaling receptor complex adaptor activity; protein binding
Source: RefSeq, a predicted model, not a curated record